AUGAAGUUCUCACUAUCGUCAGCGGCCAUGUGCGCCGCCCUGCUCCCGGGAGCAUCCGCGACCAUCUUCUACGCCGGCGUCGCCCAGUCCGGCGGGGAGUUUGGCGUUUGGAGCGCGGACGGAACCCCAGGGACCGGCUUACCCGGCCAAUUCGGCAAGGAGUACCAGUUUAUUGACACCGCGGGCGUGGACAUCAUGACGGACGAGAACAAGGUCAACCUCCACCGCGUCGCCUUCCUGCUGGAGCGCAUGUGCCCACCGGCGGACGGUCUCGGGGCCAAGUUCAACGAGACCCACUUCGACCACUUCAAGGAAGCCAUCGACUACAUCACCGUGACCAAGGGCGCUUAUGCCAUCCUAGACCCGCACAACUACAUGCGGUACAACGACCCCUCCUCGCAGCCGUACAGCGGCAGCGUGAUCGGCAACGCAUCCGACCCAACCGCCGCCACAACCGCCCAGUUCGGCGAGUUCUGGGGGGAGCUGGCCGGGCGGUUUGCCGACAACGAGAAGGUCAUCUUCGGGCUGAUGAACGAGCCGCACGACAUGCCGAGCGCGCUGCUGCUGGAGAACCUGCAGGCGGCGGUGGACGCGAUCCGGGCGGCGGGCGCCACCAACCUGAUCAUCGCACCCGGCAACUCGUGGACGGGCGGGCACGCGUGGACGCAGGGCGGCGACGAGGCCAACAGCGCGUGGCUGCACAAGCUGGUGGACCCGGCCAACAACACGGCCAUCGACAUUCAUGAGUACCUGGACGAGGAUUUUAGUGGUGGCCACACGGCCUGCACGCAGGACCCGGCCGAGAACUUGGCGGAUGUGACCGCCUGGCUGCGCGAGCACGGGCUCAAGGCCAUGAUCACCGAGUUUGGCGGCUCCAACACCACGGCGUGCACGACCAUGCUGAACGGCAUCCUGGACUUCAUGGCGGAGAACGAGGAGUACAUUGGCUGGACGGCGUGGGCGGCGGGUCCGUUCUGGGGCCCCAACAGCCCCUGCUGCACCGACCAGAAGCAGCUGGGCAGUCUGGAGCCGGGGAGCAAGGCUGCUGGUGGCGCGCCAAGUCUGUAUGAUACCGUGUGGCUGCCCGUGUUCCAGAAGAAGGUACCGGCGAAAUUGCAGUGGAGCGGGGCUGCGAGCGUGGAUGGCGGUGAGUUGACGGAGAAGGCGUAG
Messenger RNA from Chaetomium globosum CBS 148.51, 1170 nucleotides. RefSeq lists its product as uncharacterized. Gene Ontology annotation, biological process: glucan catabolic process. The record is from RefSeq and is a predicted model, not a curated record. The transcript has 2 exons. Gene Ontology annotation, molecular function: hydrolase activity, hydrolyzing O-glycosyl compounds. NCBI's taxonomy places the organism in Eukaryota, Fungi, Ascomycota, Sordariomycetes, Sordariales, Chaetomiaceae. The coding region runs from base 1 to 1170 and encodes 389 amino acids.